Molecule: messenger RNA, 2439 nt
Organism: [Torrubiella] hemipterigena
Lineage: Eukaryota; Fungi; Ascomycota; Sordariomycetes; Hypocreales; Clavicipitaceae
Source: the annotation of a GenBank genome assembly
AUGCCGACGGUUAGAUACAUUGAUCCCCGAAUCGAGGAGACAGCCGGAUACAUGCCGCCUCCAGGCAGAGUGUAUCGCGGACCUGUUCAUUCGUCCCAAUUGCACACGCUCUCGCUGGUCGAGAUCGAGCAGCUGGUUCGAACCUUGUACUUUUGCCGUCCUGCCGAUACUCAGGAUGCCCAAGAGCGUUGGCUCGCCUUCCAGAAAAGCCGCAUCCGCGACCUGAAGGUCCCUUUGACUCGCACCAGGGGCAUCAUUCAGCAGGUCGCUAACACUGUCAGCUUUUACGGCAUCCCCUUUACUUCCGACCACGCCCAUCUCUGCUGGACUCACAAGGAUCUCAAUGCCAAGCUGAUUCGCGCUCUUACCCUUCUUGUGGCUAAAGAGUGCACUCAGCGAGUCGACGGCUUUCGAUACUGGCGACGCAAAGGGAAGCUUGACGACAUCACUGACCGCUGGCUUACAGGCAUCGACAACAUCACGACUCUCUGGAUUGGCCAAGACAAGGCGUCCAAGGUGAUCAAGUACUACCCCACCUACAGACCCCCCGUCUUGGUCGACACCUCUUGCGAAGCCUGCAAGCUCGCUAUUCUGGGAGGCACCGGCAACAUGCUCCGGGACUUGCGCGCUGGACUCCUGGCUCGCUCUGAAUACCAGGACGAUCUUGGCAGCACUGACACCCAGUCACCUCUGCUUUUGGACUUUGUCAACGCUUGGCUUUCGACUUGCUACUCUAGCAACCGAAGACGCACUUUGACUAUUGAAAGCGAGGAAUUGGUCCCGGUUAUUCUGAGCCUCCGCCACGGAAGACGACUCCGCCGCCAGCAAAAGGCCGAAGAUCGCCACAGACGAGGUAAGCAUGACUUGAUGUACGAUCAGGAUUAUACUGAGAGUAUCCAGGCCCCCGGCAGGGAACCGCUCCCUUACCCAUCAUGGGACCGAGUUCCAAGCAUUUGCUUGCAGCCGCCCGCAGAAGAUGGCAGAAGAGUAAGUCGAUUGGAAAUUGAAGAAGCUGAGCUUGCCCAACACCAUCCAUCGUUUAGGAUGCACGCUUCGACUCCUCAUGCAGACAUCAGCUCUGUUGCAUACUGGGAGUCCCGCGGCCAAGGCAAGGACUUUGAGGAUCUCAUGCAGCGCCACAGCUCCGACAUGGACGAUGACGGCGUUGCCAUCUCGGACCUUGAGAGCCUGCCCAGCGAUCUUGACGACCAUCGUGCCGGCCAUCGUGACGGCAAUGACCAUGACAACAUGCAGGGCUUCCCAGUUGAGGCCGAGAGCGAGGAGCCAUGGAUGUCGGAUUACCGCAAGUUUGUCCGCAGUGGCUUUGACGAAGAGUCUCAGGAGCUGCUGCAGCCCAAGACCUAUGUGCCACCAGAGGUUCGCUCCAAGCAGUACUUUGAGGACGAUGAUCGCAUCACGGACGACUAUUCGCCAAGCAAGGCAAAGGUGCCACUCUAUGACUACUACGCUGAGAAACAGACAUCGCCUCGCACUCGACCACCGUUUGAGUAUCCCGAUUAUUCGACAAGCGAGGCAAAAACCCCAGGCUAUGACUACCAGGCUGAGGAACAGAUAUCGCCUCGCACUCGACCACAGGUUGGAUAUCCUGUCUCCGACAACAUGCCCGCCGAACCCGUCAGAGCUGACGGUUCGGUCUUUGACUACCAGGUUCAUGAGACAGGCAGUCCUUCUGCUUAUUCGACCAUUGUGCCUGGCACACGGGCCUCCGUUCAGUCUGACGACUUCCGGCUUCCUAGCCCAGCUUUGCCCAACACGGACAGGCCUUCUGUCUUCGACUACCAAGUCGACUACUUCAGCGACGAGGAGCCUGAGGAGGAUGAUUUCGCCGCCAACCGCAACAACGGCAACAACUACGAGGACAAGCCUCUGCCAUGGGUACCUGGCCCGAAGUUCAGCUACUACAAUACCAGCAGCGCGUACUCCACCGAUCCCAUGCUACUCCCUGGCCGCCAAAGCCUCGAGGAGCGCCCUGAGGUCUUGAGCCCUAUCCCGGUCCACCCUCCUUCGCAGACUGCGGACGUUCGACAGGGCUGGUCCAAGUACUCGAAUGAGCAUGAUGCCGAGAAAGUGCAAAAUGCAUCGCCUCCAUCUUUGUGCGUGACUCCAGUGGCUCCGUUGGCUCUUGUGCUUCACCCCAGCCGUGUCCGAGGAAGCAGAGCUGCAAGCCACCACAGCAGGGCUCGCUCACCUGGUGGUUUUGUCCGUUCUGGUGCCCCGUCUCCUGAGGUAAUGCCUCCCGUGCAGCAAUCAAAGGUGCAUGCUACUCAGGAUGGGUAUGUCGGGAGAAACCCUCACGACUCCAUCAAGUCAAUGUGUGCAUCCAUCGCGGAGGUGGCUAGCUGCUACUCGACCAUGGGCUGGGGAGGACCUCAGGAGUCCGAACCUAACCCGGAUUGGGUGCCUGUCCGAAGACGUUAA